AUGUUCAUAUCACUGCCAUCGGUCAAGUUUCUGGACAUCAUUAGCUACAUCAGCCACUGGACCAGUUAUGACAAACGGGUGAAAACGUACAAUGCCCUGCUCUCCAAAGCGUGGUUCCCCUAUGAGUGUUUUGACACAGCCGAAAAGUUGGACUUCUUAGGGCUGCUGCAGCAAGAAGAGUGGAUCUCCAAGCUGAAAAAUUCGAUGACUCUCACCAAAAGAGUACAGGGAUUGCAGCUAAUCUGCUGGGUAAAAGGGAUACAAAAUUUUGCGGACUUGUUGCACUUUUACAGCAAUCUGGAUUUGGAGCCUUUCCUUGAAGCUUUGGAGACAACGCAAGAUUUCUAUACGGGGUGGGAAAUAGAUCUCUUCAAAGACAGGGUUUCGCUGCUGGGGGUCUCGAUGAAAUAUCUCCUGCAUAGCACGCUGAACAAACGAAAUGCCCCCGGAGUUGUAUGCCGCAGGGAAGGUAGCUUAUGAAAUGCUUCAAGGCGCCGUUGUCGGGCGGCCAAGCCUGGCCUUUUAUAGAAAGCAUGAGGCAGGCAAAACAAGAAUCCAUUCGCACAAAUUCCAAGAUGCGGAGGUGUGUCAAAAAGUUUUGGGCUACGAUGCCAAUGCAUUGUAUCUAAGCACAAUG
Porites evermanni is the source of this 637-nucleotide messenger RNA. The record is from the annotation of a GenBank genome assembly. NCBI's taxonomy places the organism in Eukaryota, Metazoa, Cnidaria, Anthozoa, Scleractinia, Poritidae.